GUUAACUUCGCAGACUCUCGUUUGGGUCAACACACAACACACAGAUCAGAAUCUGAGGUUUUGUCUGAGACGAGAUAGAAUAAGAAGGAAGAAGAUGGCGGAGACUGUGCAUUCUCCGAUCGUUACUUACGCAUCGAUGCUUUCGCUUCUCGCCGUCUGUCCACCUUUCGUCAUUCUCCUAUGGUACACAAUGGUUCAUCAGGAUGGGUCUGUUACUAAGACCUCUAACUACUUUUGGGAGAAUGGAGUUCAAGGACUCAUCAACAUAUGGCCAAGACCCACUAUGAUUGCUUGGAAGAUAAUUUUCUGCUAUGGAGCAUUUGAGGCUGCUCUUCAGCUGCUUCUGCCUGGUAAAAGAGUCGAGGGUCCAAUUUCUCCAGCUGGGAACAAACCAGUUUACAAGGCCAAUGGUGUGGCUGCUUACUUUGUGACCCUAGCCACCUAUCUUGGUCUUUGGUGGUUCGGAAUCUUCAACCCUUCAAUAGUCUAUGAUCACUUGGGUGAAAUUUUUUCAGCACUUAUCUUCGGAAGCCUCAUAUUUUGUGUUUUGUUGUACAUUAAGGGUCAUGUUGCACCUUCAUCAAGUGACUCUGGUUCAUGUGGUAACCUUAUUAUUGACUUCUAUUGGGGCAUGGAGUUGUACCCUCGAAUUGGUAAAAACUUUGACAUCAAGGUUUUUACUAAUUGCAGAUUUGGAAUGAUGUCUUGGGCAGUUCUUGCAGUCACGUACUGCAUAAAACAGUAUGAAAUGAAUGGGAAACUAUCUGACUCAAUGCUGGUGAACACCAUACUGAUGCUGGUGUAUGUCACAAAAUUCUUUUGGUGGGAGGCUGGUUAUUGGAACACCAUGGACAUCGCACAUGACCGAGCUGGCUUCUACAUUUGCUGGGGUUGUCUGGUGUGGGUGCCUUCUGUAUACACCUCUCCAGGCAUGUACCUUGUGAACCACCCUGUCGAACUUGGAACUCAGUUGGCAAUAUACAUUCUCAUUGCAGGAGUCCUUUGCAUUUACAUAAACUAUGACUGCGAUAGACAAAGGCAAGAGUUCAGGAGGACAAAUGGGAAAUGUACGGUUUGGGGCAGAGCCCCGUCAAAGAUUGUGGCAUCGUAUACUACAACAUCUGGUGAAACUAAAACUAGUCUGCUCUUAACAUCUGGAUGGUGGGGAUUGGCUCGUCAUUUCCAUUAUGUUCCUGAGAUCCUAAGUGCUUUCUUCUGGACUGUACCGGCUCUCUUCGAUAACUUCUUGGCAUACUUCUACGUCAUAUUCCUCACCAUACUUCUCUUCGAUCGAGCUAAGAGAGACGAUGACAGAUGCCGAUCAAAGUAUGGGAAAUAUUGGAAGCUGUAUUGUGAGAAAGUGAAAUACAGGAUCAUUCCGGGAAUUUAUUGAAUGUAACGAGAGAAGUCUCUCUCUCUCGCUCUCUCUACUUGUCUCGUUUACUUCGAACGUUGGAAUCAUCAAAGAAAAAGAAGAAGCAAAUGGAUGCGUUAUAGAGACUGUCUUUUGCUGA
Messenger RNA from Capsella rubella, 1514 nucleotides. Its product is annotated as 7-dehydrocholesterol reductase. The coding region runs from base 95 to 1393 and encodes 432 amino acids. Gene Ontology annotation, molecular function: oxidoreductase activity, acting on the CH-CH group of donors, NAD or NADP as acceptor. The record is from RefSeq and is a predicted model, not a curated record. Gene Ontology annotation, biological process: sterol biosynthetic process; brassinosteroid biosynthetic process. Gene Ontology annotation, cellular component: endoplasmic reticulum membrane. The transcript is spliced from 13 exons. NCBI's taxonomy places the organism in Eukaryota, Viridiplantae, Streptophyta, Magnoliopsida, Brassicales, Brassicaceae.